AUGGCAGCGCCUGCGAGCCUCCCAAUGCCCCCGCCGUCAGCGGAUUUGGCGACCACCUGGAGGUACCUCGAGGAUGGUGUCGACCAUAUAAUGACCAAGUUGCAAACUGGUGUCUCAUACACAAAGUAUAUGUCGCUCUAUACCGUGGCGUACAACUAUUGCACAUCGUCCAAAAUGCAUGGAAGCGAUGGCAGUAUCGGUCUCCAGAACCGAACAGGCGCAAACCUGAUGGGCUCCGAUCUCUACAACAAUCUCAUUCGAUAUUUCAACGGACAUCUACAAGGACUGCGCGAAAGUGCAGAGAAUUUGCAAGACGAAGCUCUGUUGCGAUACUAUGCUGCUGAAUGGGAUCGAUACACCAUUGGGGCAAACUAUAUCAAUAGGUUGUUCACCUAUCUCAAUCGUCACUGGGUACGGAGAGAGCGAGACGAAGGACGAAAGUCGGUUUACCCUGUCUACACCCUUGCACUAGUCCAGUGGAGAACGCAGCUCUUCAUCCCAAUACAGCGGAAACAAAAGAUAGUCAACGCUUUGCUACGCCUCAUUGAAAACCAACGAAACGGGGACACUAUCGACCAGGGAUUGGUCAAGAAGGUUGUCGACUCGUUCGUCUCGCUGGGCUUGGAUGAAGCCGACAUCAACAAGGCCUGUCUGGAUAUCUACCGAGAGCACUUCGAAGUCCCCUUCAUCGACGCGACGGAAACAUACUACAAACACGAGUCUGAGGCUUUCCUGGGUAGCAAUAGCGUGUCGGACUACCUCAAGAAGGCCGAGGAGCGACUGCGAGAAGAAGAGGAUCGGGUAGAACGAUACUUGAACACUUCCACUCGCAAGGCUCUUAUCACGAAAUGCGAGCAUGUUCUCAUCCGCGACCACUCACAACUAAUGUGGGAUAGCUUCCAAUCGCUCUUGGACUACGACAAGGACGAAGACCUUCAGCGGAUGUACGCUCUCCUUUCCCGGAUUCCAGAGGGAUUAGAGCCUCUGCGGAAGAGAUUUGAGGAACAUGUCAAGAAGUCUGGACAAGACGCUGUUGCCAGACUAAUGGGUGCUAACAACGAAGCCCUGGAUCCUAAGGAAUAUGUUGAUGCUCUCUUGGCCGUCCACCAAAAGAACGCCGACACAGUCAACAGAAGCUUCCGCGGCGAGGCUGGCUUUGUUGCCAGUUUAGACAAAGCUUGCAGAGAGUUCGUCAACCGCAACGGAGCAACUGGUAAUUCGAACUCCAAAUCUCCCGAACUCAUUGCGAAGCAUGCAGAUCUGCUGCUGCGGAAGAACAACAAGGUCGCCGAAGAAGGAGAUCUGGAAGGUGCCUUGAACAGAGUGAUGAUUUUGUUCAAAUACAUUGAAGACAAGGAUAUCUUCCAGCAGUUCUAUACUACCAAGCUCUCGAAGCGACUGAUCCAUGGCGUAUCCGCUUCGGAAGAGAGUGAAUCCAGCAUGAUCUCCAAACUCAAGGAAGCAUGUGGCUUCGAAUACACCAACAAGCUUCAACGCAUGUUUACCGGCAAGCAGUCUCCAGAUAUGAGCCUGAGCAAGGACCUUACGGACCAAUUCAAGACCAGAAUGGAGCAGAACCACGAUGAUAUGGACAUCAAUUUCAGCAUCAUGGUCCUUGGAACCAAUUUCUGGCCGCUGACAGCACCUCAACACGAGUUCAUUAUUCCUGAAGAGAUGCUGACGACGUACGAUCGAUUCCAGAAGUACUACCAAACGAAACACUCUGGUCGAAAGCUUACCUGGUUGUGGAACUACUGCAAAAACGAGCUGAGGACGAAUUACACGAAUCAAAAGUACAUCCUCAUGACCAGCACUUUCCAAACGGCCAUCCUUACCCAAUACAACCGCAAUGAUACCCUGUCACUGGAUGAGCUCGUUACGGCGACGUCGAUACCGAAAGACCAUCUCGUCCAGGUGUUGGCAUUGUUGGUCAAGGCCAAGGUGCUCAUCAACGAGGAGACAGAUCAGUACGACCUUAACCCAGGAUUCAAGUCGAAGAAGAUUCGGGUCAACCUUAACCUGCCGAUCAAAGCAGAGACAAAGGCAGAGUCGAAGGAUGUUAUGAAGACUGUCGAGGAGGACAGGAAAUACGUGAUCCAAGCUACCAUUGUUCGAAUCAUGAAGGCUCGGAAGACGAUGAAGAACCAGGCUCUCCUCGACGAGGUCAUCUCACAGAUUUCGCAACGGUUUACUCCUAAGGUGCCAGAUAUCAAAAAGGCAAUCGACACUCUUCUCGAGAAAGACUAUAUAGAGCGGGUAGAGGGCACGAGAGAUACAUUCGCCUACCUCGCAUGA
Coprinopsis cinerea okayama7#130 is the source of this 2295-nucleotide messenger RNA. RefSeq names its product Cullin-1. The transcript has 10 exons. Gene Ontology annotation, cellular component: SCF ubiquitin ligase complex. Gene Ontology annotation, biological process: SCF-dependent proteasomal ubiquitin-dependent protein catabolic process; protein ubiquitination. Gene Ontology annotation, molecular function: ubiquitin protein ligase binding. The record is from RefSeq and is a predicted model, not a curated record. Lineage: Eukaryota; Fungi; Basidiomycota; Agaricomycetes; Agaricales; Psathyrellaceae. The coding region runs from base 1 to 2295 and encodes 764 amino acids.